Messenger RNA from Linum trigynum, 7301 nucleotides. NCBI's taxonomy places the organism in Eukaryota, Viridiplantae, Streptophyta, Magnoliopsida, Malpighiales, Linaceae. The record is from the annotation of a GenBank genome assembly.
UCGACGACUGUGUUAUCAGAAUUGAUUUUGGGUUCCCAAUUUUCGAAAUCAAGAAGAAGAAGAAAAAAAAAGGAAAAUGGUUUGAAACGCGAAGGGAGUGGAUUCUAUGGCUCCAUCCACUUCAGUCUUCUAUGUGGUAGGUCUGUAGAAUUGGGGGAUAGAUCGGUUGGAUCCAUUCCAACCGGUCUAUCUCUCGGUAAGGCUGUCAAUUUGGUUUGGUUUGGUUAACCAAGCCAUUAAGUAUGAAAAACCAAAACCAAAACCCAAAUCCUCAAAAACCAAAACCAUUAAGGCUCUUAUUUGUUUUCAGUUGCCAAAAACCAAUAAUGGUUUUGAUUUUGGUUUGGAUAACCAAAAAACCAACAUGUACUCAUACACUCAUAUUUAUUUUCAUUUCCCUCUUUUUUAUUGAAUAAAUGUCAUGAUAAUGGUAAAUAGCCAUUACAAAUUAUUGGUUGGCAUGCGUGUCAAAAGAAACAAAAAAAAUUGUUGAUAAAUACUUUUAUUCUUAUUGGUUUCUUAAUGGUUUCGUGAUUUUCCGGUUUUAACCAAACCAAAACUAUUAAGUUGCUUAUUGGUUUAAAAUAAAAAAACUGAAACCAUUAACUUUUCAAUUGGUUUGUUUUCGGUUAAAACCGAAAAAACAAAACCAAAUGGACAGUCCAAGGUGUGUAAUAGCGAUCGAGUUACUACUUACUAUGGUAUUCGGAAAUUGUAAUGAUUUUAUUGUCGUAACUCAAUUAUAUUUUAAUUUUUCUCGAUUGAUCAUCGUUACGAUUUCGUAAUUCGAACUUAUAUAAAUAUACUUAUCAUCAAAAGUAAUUAUAUAAGUAUAUCAAUUUUGUUGUAUUAAAAAAAUAGCAAGAGACAAAAAAAAUUCUAGCAAAAGAAGAAAAGAAACAUUAAAAAUAAAACUAUACCUCAAUCCAUGAACCUCUCUUUUCCCAAAACAACACACUAGUGGAGGCCGCCUACAAAAUCAAUGAAACCCAACUCUAAAUGAAGCAUAAUUAGGGUUUUUUCGCGCCGCUUUGCGGACAUCCGAAAUUGUGAUUUGCGAACAUUCGAAAUUGCGAUUUGCGGAGUCAUUCUAAAACUAGACAAAAGAAGCAGAUGAUAUGAGCUUAUGACACUUUCAGGCAUGGACUUCCUAUUCUUCUUCAACUACUUUAGGUCAUUAGGUGUGAUAGCAUAUUCACUAUAUAAAGACUCCUUCUCGACUUAUGGCAAUUAAGUGUUUCCUAUUCUUCUUCAACUUCCACUGAACUGAAAAGAGCAAUCAUAUUUCAUAUAUACAAGUUUUUUAUAUUAAAAAAUAUUGAUUAGAACUUUUCACUUCAGUGCAAAUUCCCCACUAUUUGUAAGGAUUACCAUGAAUUGACCUUAACUUUGCUUUCAAAUGAUCUCUAUCAAUAUCUUAAUAUUUUUCUGGUCAUCAAUGGAGGAGUGCGACAUGAAAAAAUUGGUAAGGAUUUUCAAUAGUUUUUUUUUUUUUUUUUUUUGUGGCUUUCUUGCAUUUUUCAUGAAACAUCUUAGCAGCCUCAACAGUUGAUUUGCACAUACAUGUAAUGAACUAGUUGGAUGUGAGAGCUCACCAAUCCCAUUUUCCAAUUUUUUAAACAAAAAUUAAUCUCCCCAAGGAAAAUGACCAUCUAUAUAAAGUACAAAUACAAAGGUAGGUGAGCAAGUAAUUGAUUAAGGAGUUCAUUUACUAUUAAUUAAAUUUCUAGAUGUUUAUGAUUGAUAGUUCCACUAAUGUUUUGUAAUUAGUUCGGUUAGUAAUAGUUUAUGUCAAUGAGAUUGUGAUUUAUAUUGUCACAAUUGGAGAGAACUUUGAAAGUUGGAAGGGGAGAUUUGUGACUGAGGGGAUACUCUAAUCUCUAUGCAUGUAGGCAACAUUGUUUGUUCCAUUCCAAACAUAUUGACUCAUACAUGUGAAUGUAUACUUACUCUAUGUGAAUGUAUACUUACUCUAGAUGGUGCCCAAAUUGAUCAAACCCUUUUCCUCUUCGGUUAGCCUAAUAUGAUGAGAAACAAAUUAUGAAAGACUCCCCAUCCCUGAUCCCAGCUAGGAGGUAAGUAAUUUCGAGCCACUAAGAAGAGAACUCUCGGCCAAAAAUUCUCUCUGCACCUUUCGCUGUCUUGUUCUGCUCUCGACUAAGUUCGUUUGUGCUCGAAUACAUUGUCAUAUUGUCGACGAGAAAUUCAAGCACAUCCACCUGCUUUGUCCUACUGGUCUCGCUAUGCUCCUCAAUAAAUCAAGUAAUCAUGAAAACAAAUUCAACUCGACAACAACAAACAAAAUUCACUUAUCGAUCAAAGUUGAAGAAAAAAUAUGAGUUGCAAAAUAAAAUUAAGGCACAUAAGCCAAGACAUUUCUCCCCUUUUCUUCUUUCUCUUUAAUUUAUCCUUUAUGAUGGUGGCUAACAUAAAAUGCUAUUGGUUCAAUGGAUCAUUAACAAUGAGCUAAUUAACAAGUAAAUUAAUCCUUUUUUUAGAAAGUAAAUUAAUCCUUAAUCCCUACUAUUCAGAAGAAUUUGCCUUCGUGGCGAAGAAAAGUGGCAGCAACAUGGUGGGCGCACAACAAAUAGCUACUUGGGCUUCAAAAUAAUAAUAUUAUAUUAUUUUGUGCUCACGACUAAUCUUUUCAUCUCUUUUUUCACUCCGUAGGGUCACAAAAGAUUUGAUUCAAAUUUCCUCCCUUCCUUUUUUUCGUUCUUCCAUUUCCAACUUUUUUGCCUAUGCAUUUUGUGCCAAUGUGUAAAACGUACCUUUUCUUUUUAUAUGGGGUGUAUUGUACAAAAGAACUUUUACAAUCACCAAACGUUUGGGGAUGGGGCUUGGGAAAGGGAAGUGAAGGAAAGGCCAUAACCACAUAUCACAAAAUGGUGGAUGGUAAAUCGAUUAGGGGGAAAAAAUGGAAACAUUGGGCAAGUUGGUUGCAUAGAGUACAUAGGCUAGGUAUCUAAUGAUGGUGUGCACAAUUGUGAAAGAAAAAGGAAUCGAGUUAUCAUAUCUUCUUUCACCGCCAUAAGCAAUGGUGAGAGUACGUAUACGGCUGUUCGUAAUAGGAUAGAUAUGCUAUACAAGCUAUACGAGCUAUCACGAAUUCAUAUAAACGAGUAAGACUUUACAGUUUAAUGUACAUAAUCUCUUAUUUUAUUUUUUUCAAUAUUUUUUUGUACGUUUAUUUUCACAAAGUCCGAACUCAUAAUGUGGUAGAUGUGUAACGUGAUUAUGUUGAUGGCCGAAAAUAGUGGAGUAUGCACGAGUAAAAGGUCAUACUCAUAUGCACGAGAUAAAUAUUUCUAUUUCAUCUACAUAAUUAAACACUUUCGUGCAUAAUUAUUGAACGAAAUGUUAUCUACCCUUCUGUUUUUUGUAUGUUUUUUUUCCAAAUAACCAAACUCGUAAAAAAAAUUUAGAACAAGACAAGACAAUAUUUUAUGUAUCACUUUCGAUGACACGACAAGAUAGCAUUGCCAAUUUGAAAAGAAAAUGAAUUGUUAGAUGUCACGUCCCUUCGCUAUGCACAUCCAACAAAAAGGUAGGGUGAGCAUUGGGUAGUUGAACCCACAAAUCCACCAAAAUCCACUCGCAAUCGACCCAUCCAUUAUUAUGUGGGUGAUUCUUAUGGGUGGGUUUGAGUUGUAAAAUAGGUGACCCGCAUAAGAUUGGGUGGGUGCGGGCGGUGGACUGUGGUUGACCCACGAUCCACGACCCAUCCAACUUUUUAACCUCAAACCAUCAAAACUCUAACAUAUAGCUUUACUAAAAAUGAAACCCUUAAAAUCACAAAAAUUCCUUUCAAUUUCGAUCAAAGGAUUAUGUUGUGAGGUGUGCUUAGGCAUUUGAUGGUACACUUAUGCAUAUCUAGUAGAUAAAUGGUAGAAAAAUGAAAGUUGUCUUCCCCAAAAUGACACCAUGUCAAACUAGCAUAGAUUCGUCCUUCAUUUCAUCCAUCAAUUUGGAAUUGUAAUUUGCAACUAUAGGUAAAAAUCUAAUUACGCUCACAACGCCUAUGCGAAUGAGGCGCUAGGCAAGACCAAAAUGUUUGCCUUAUGUCUAGUGCCCCUCUUAAACCUUAGUUAUUAUCAGGCUUAGAUCAUGUUUAUUAGUUGAAUAUUUUAUAAUUUGUGGACCGUUACCAAUACCAAUAUUGUAAAAUAAAUGAUUCACCUAAGUUAUGGAUAAGUGUUAUUUAGUUUGAAAAUUUCUUUCAUUUAAUUUUCAAACUAUUGAAAUUUUGUGAUCAUAACGAAUAUAUGCUGUAAACCUACCGAAUUCAACCAACCACUCAUCAUCUGCAAUUACCCAACCCACCCACAUGUAAUGUUUGGGAGGGUGUGAGUCAUUUUCUCCUUCACCCAUCACAUACUAGGUGGUUCCAAAUCCACCCAAAUCCACAUAAAACUAUCCACUGCUCACCCCUACAAAAGGUGUACAAUACAGUAAAAACUUGUACACUCCAUAAGUGUAUUAACUGUAGGUAAUGUUGCUUGCUCUUGUAACUGGAAAAGGGAAUCGAAGAGGGUAGAACAAACGAAUAAAAAAUCAACAGGUUCAAAGAGAAUUUGCGUAAUAGAUGCUUGAAUUAUGGUAACAUAAGCAGAGACGAAGCUAGCUUGUUGGCAAGGGGGCCAUUGCCCCUAAGGCCCCGUUUAGUAUCAUUUUGUUGCUGUUUGUUGCUGUUGUGGUUGCAGUGGUGUUGUGUAAACAGAUGUACAACCACAACUGAAAAAAAACAGAAAACACAAACCUGUUUAGUUGAUAAAUCUGAUAAAUCAUGAAAACUGAAAACAAGAAACAAAAACGCGUUUAGUUAUUACUAUAAGAACUAAAAACCAGAACUAAUCUAGCAUCAUUCACUACAUACAUGCCAAAUUAAUAAACAUAUUCAGAAAAAUCUCGAUUCACAUAAAUACUUUGAGGAAGUGGACUUUACCUUCUGCCGAGGGAAGUGACCGGCCUGGAAUUAGGGGUGACCGGCGACGAUGAGGGGGUACAACAGGAGGCGGCGGCUGCUGGUCGUGAGGGGAGGACUGGCGACGAUGAGGAGGGACAACAGGCGGCGCGGCUGCUGGUCGUGAGGGGAGGACCGACGACGAUGAGGAGGGACAACAAGCGGCGGCGGCUGCUGGUCGUGAGGGGAGGACGGGCGACGAUGAGGAGGGACAACAAGAGGCGGCGGCUGCUGGUCCUGAGGGUAGGAGAACUCGAGCCGGUUUGCUGGUCGCGGGGGCGGGGAGGAUGAAGGGGCGGCGAUUGAGAGGAGGUGGUUGCUGGUCGGCUGGCGCGGCGACGGGAAUCGGCGACGGCUGCUGGUCGCUGGCGCGGCGACGGCUACUGGUCACGGGCGGCAGAAGGCUCUGGUCGCCGAAGCAUUUGAGAGAGGAUGAAGGGCUGGCGGCGCUGUUUGGAACAGGAAGGAAGGGUUUGUGUGGGUUUUAAGUGUAAAAAAAAAGAAAUUCUUUUGCUUGAGUGAGGAUUCGAAAAGUGGGCUAUUUUAAUGAAAUCAAGUGCCCAACCCGUAGGAAUCCCGUGUGCAACAGGUUUACGAAUCAAAUCCAAAGCAAUAAAUUAUUGUUUCUCUUUUUUUGGUCCUUGUUGUGCAACUUUGAUUCACAACAGAAAAUGAAAACCCAACUAAACAGAUUUUUUUUUCUUGGUUUCUCCAAUUUUUAAAAACACAACAGGAAACAAAAACAGACAACAAUACUAAACGGGCCCUAAGCUUUUAAAAUGUAUUCAAAUUGUAUGGUAAUUAACUCUACAAGAUAGACGAAGUGGUUAGUAGAAUUUUGCUCUGUACAAUAGCUUUUUAUAGCUAAGCUUGUAGCCUAGAGGAAAGUAGUUCGGCCCACACAGUUGCCACUUUUUCAUGAAUGGUUUGUUAGUAUCUAGUCUAUGCUUCUUAGUUUGAUCAACUUUUUGUUUGACAUAUGUAAGCUUAAUUUUUAACGAUAUCCAAAAUAUGAUUACUUAGUAAAAAAUUGAUUUCAUUUCUUUAUCACAUAAAUAUUUUUAGUGAUUUUACCUUUAAGAGUUUAAAAAAUUGCACAUUUUUAUAGUUUAAAUAUGCAUUUAAUUAAAUACUUAAAUAAAAUACCUUCAAUUUGGUUAUUUUUGUAGUGUUUGUCAAGAAUUUACGAACAUAUUUUUUCUUAUUAUGUCAUCGAAAAAUAUUUUUUUUUGGCUCCGCUAAGUUCAAAUCCUGGCUCCGUCCCUGAACAUAAGAGGAGUCGACUAAAAAACAUAAACAUCUCAUACCGCCACCUCAACAAAUUUUGAUAAUCUCAAAGUAUAUUAUGGCCUUUUUUUAUCGAGUUGACCAAAUUUUCAUUUCGAUUUGUCGGUGCAAAUAUCAAUCACUAAGGGUCGUUUGGUUUUGGUGAUACUUAAAUCAAUGCAUUAUGAUCAAUGGAUGCAUUGUAAUAUACUAAUAUACAUGAAAUUAAGAAAAAUGAUGUAAUGUACUUUGCAUUGUUUGCUUUGGUGAUAGUUCUUUUAGUAUUCAACAAGUCAUACUACUUUUUGCGGGAAAUAUCACUUUUGCCCUUACUUUUAUUAGAACAUAUAUAUAGCUAGGGGUAUAAUUGGAACAAAAAGCAACUCAACAAUCUCCUCAAAACUAUCUCAACAAUCUCAAAUUUUAGUGGAGAUAUUACUAUCACUCAUUUUGAUUGAUAGUUUUCAUCACAUCAAGCAAAUAAUGCAUGCAUUGUUUGUGCAGAAAACUAAAAAAAAAUGCAUAAUAACUAUUACAACCAAACAUAACCAAAACCAAACAACCCUAAGUGAAAAAGUUAUUAUUUUGUAAGUCACCUAUAAGGCUAUACUUACAUUUAGGGAUGGAAGUUUGGUACCGAUAUUUGGGAUAUACCGAAUACCGUAUCGAAUUUGUCUAUAUUUGGUAUUACCGAAUACACGUAUUAUAUAUUGGGAUUGAGAUUGAGAUUGAAUUUCAAUUGUAAUUCGGUAUUAGGGUUACGGGAUUGGGAUCAGUAUAUACCGAAAUACCGAUCAAUACCAAAAUAUAAGCUAGUGUGUAUUUUAUCCUCUCAACUAGAUUCUCUCAUUCACUACUACACAACUCUCAACUACCAAGAGUGUCAUUUAAUUAUACACAAAUAAUUUCAUCUUUGUUUCACAACUCAAAAGUCCCCAUCCAACUCAAUUUGACUUUCCAAUUUAAGUCACUCUCACCUAAUAACUUGUUAUUUUCAUAACACAAAAAAGCAAACACUAGUAUUAGCCGUCUCUCAGCUUUCAAUUCGUCAAACUAAAGAUUACCAAUGACA